GGGAUAACCCAAAAUCCUUUGCAAACAACUCUCCCCUCAGAGAUCCAGCAAUGCGCUGCAAUUGUCAAAUAUGUUGGCUCCCGGUUCCCUUCAAUCGCAGUGAACUGGUGGCUUGCUGAGAGCAUGUUUGCACUCAAAGGAUUCGAAGCUGCCAUGAUCAACGUACUCAUCGGCCGGAAAUAUAACACCGCUCCACUAUCUGUUGUAAUCAGUACGUGCGUGAACAAAUCUUUGCUUUCCUGGCUGUUGCCAUUUGCUCAAGCUUUAUAG
This is a messenger RNA of Bipolaris victoriae FI3, 270 nucleotides long. RefSeq lists its product as hypothetical. The transcript has a single exon. NCBI's taxonomy places the organism in Eukaryota, Fungi, Ascomycota, Dothideomycetes, Pleosporales, Pleosporaceae. The record is from RefSeq and is a predicted model, not a curated record. The annotation marks the transcript as partial.